Mycosarcoma maydis (corn smut) is the source of this 2763-nucleotide messenger RNA. RefSeq lists its product as uncharacterized. Gene Ontology annotation, molecular function: RNA polymerase II cis-regulatory region sequence-specific DNA binding; DNA-binding transcription factor activity, RNA polymerase II-specific. Gene Ontology annotation, biological process: regulation of transcription by RNA polymerase II. The record is from RefSeq and is a predicted model, not a curated record. NCBI's taxonomy places the organism in Eukaryota, Fungi, Basidiomycota, Ustilaginomycetes, Ustilaginales. The transcript has a single exon. Gene Ontology annotation, cellular component: PcG protein complex; transcription regulator complex. The coding region runs from base 1 to 2763 and encodes 920 amino acids.
AUGGGGCCGACCGGCGCGAGAGCGGGGAUUCCUUUCCCCGGCGCCAGCAGCGCCGCCGCCUCUACCAGUGCUUCUACCCGUGCUCCUUCGAUACCGCGCUCCGUCGCCGAUUCUCUGCCGGAAUCCUCAGAGCCGCCAGAGUCUCGUGACAUGGAACUGGAUUCGGAACCCCCUGCAGCAGCAGCGAGGCGCACCAACCAAACUGGGCUGGGGCCUUCCACCAGCCUACCAAGUAUCAAGAACCUCUUUGGUCUUGAGCGAAAGGAGCCGCUAGCUUCGGUCCGACGCGUCGAUGGUUUGUCAGACGACGGUCAUUCUUCCGUUGGUACCGCGACACCCGGCUCGCCAGCCGGUCUGCACCCAUCAGCCUCAUCCCGCCCUGCCGAUCGACGCGGCCAUAGGAGUCACGCCAGCACCACCAGCUUCCCCGAAUUUCAAUCGGGUCUCUCGCAUAGCACCAGCUCUUCAUCGCUCGGUCCCAUUCGCACUCGCCAUUCGUCCAAUACUUCCGGCUCUUAUGGACGAGGUGCAGCAUUUGUGCCCAGUACGCCUCCACGCCCAGCUGGCUCUUCGGCACUUGCCUUCAGCCCCGAAGACGCCAGCUCGAGACGGAGAGUCGACUCGCGUUCGCGUCAGGCGCAGGCCCUCAAAGGACUCAUCCUCUCGCCGCCAUCGCUCAGGCUACCACUGGACGGCGAUGGACCCUCCUCCGACAUGCAUGCAGGCUCGCAAAGACGUAGCGGUCAUCGACCCGCCUCGUCCUCAUCCGGUUCGCUUUCGACCCUAUUUUCGCACAUUUCCACCUCGUCCGAUCCUGCACCCAUGCUACCCCCGGGCUACCUACCCUCGACACACACUUCGGAAGAAAGUGUACCGCACGACGGAUGGGGUGCCGCCAGCGCACCUUCGGACAGCACAAGUCCACGCACCAGCUGGCACAGCCGAUCCUCGACACUCGAGUCAGGCGAGGCAGCUUACAAGAUGACAGGCGGCUCGCUACUACCGCCAUUUCGCGAGGCACAUUUUUCACAAGGCGAGCCUCCUCGUCACUCACCGGAACAGCACUUGUCGAUCCUCUCGCGCCACGGAUCCAUGCGUACUCCCGGUCCCUCUGCCAAUCUGAGCGCUUCCUUAAGUCGACCUCGCGCUCGUACCUUGACGCACGGAGAUCGUCCCAUCGCUCCGCUGCCCAAUUCGGAGGAUCCAGCGAGGAAGCAGAGGCUCGAGGCCGCUUCAGAGCUGCUACGUAUAGGACAGCCGAGGGGCGACGAUCUACAGGCAGUCGGAAGCGGUGGUCGCGCAUCUUCGCACAGGCACACCAUGUCGAUGCAGGAACGUUUACCGCUUCCUCUUGAACUCUAUGAAACCGCAAACACGGUUCGAACACAUCGGCCCAAGUCUCACUCAAUGUCCGGCCAGGAACCGUUUGAUCCAAGCAUGUCGCUGCAUCAUGGCCCGCCCGUAAUGCAGGCGCCGGGGCCAGGUGCGCCUCUGUUUGACCGUGGACCCCCUCCACCGCCAUCAGGUGGCGGUGGCGGUGCCUUUAACUCGUUCCAUCCGAGAAGAGGACGUGGCGCUGGCGAGGAAGCGACGCAUCCCGGUGGGGCCGGAUGGGUGUUUCCACGCCGACCGAUGCCUUCGGAAUCGGCCGAGGCGCAACGCAACGCAUUCCAAGCGCAGAUGAUGCGAGGGCAGGCACUAGCAAGCGUUCCCGACGGCAUCAUCUCGGCUCAGCACGCCGGCGCUUUUGGUGGUGGUGUACGUGCAGCACCGAGCACAACAGGUACGAUCGCAUCGGGUCAGGCGAAGUACGAGUGUGCGUGGUGCGGCAAGCGCUUCUCACGACCUUCGAGUCUUAAGAUUCAUCAUCACUCUCACACGGGUGAAAAGCCGUUUGUAUGCAACGAGCCAGGGUGUGGUCGUUCUUUCAGCGUUCAGUCGAAUCUGCGGCGACAUCAAAAGUGCCAUGCACCCGGCGGCGACCCUUCCGAACUUGAGUCGUCUCGUCAGCAGCAAGGGCAUGUCGCGAGUCGCAGUGAAGAUGGCUAUUGGGCACGUGGGCCGCCUCCUCCUGCUGCCUCUUCCGGCGCAAGAAUGAGCCCGAUCGCUGGCGGAAGCGGAGGUUGGCAUCCAGCACAUGGGGGUUACGCUCCUGGACCUGCGCCAGCCCAUGCGUACAGCAUGGGACCUCCGCCACCGGGAUCCAUGCCUCCUCAGAUGCAGAUGCAGAUGCAAAUGCAAAUGCAAAUGCACGGUAAGGACCAUCCGCCCCUGUCGCGUUCGGCCUAUGAACCGGGCUCACGAAGCAUGAACGCCUGGACCGAGAUGCGGGGCGGCCACAUGCCACCGCCUGGCUAUCGAGACUACGAGCGCGGUCCAUCCAAUGACGGCUACAAUGUGUCAGGGUCACCACGUCAUUUUACGCAGAUGCAGGAGCGUCGACUGUCCGAGUCGUCUGCAGAGGAAGAAGAAGAGGAUGAGCUGCUGCACGAAGACGAUCUGGCUGCGAGACAGACAGCGGACAAGGCGGAGAGGACGGAUGGACUUGUUCAAAGAGCCGAAGUUACGUCUUUGUCAAGAGAUUCGCUGUCGAGAGACGGCUCGAGCGAGGAUGAAGCGGAUACAACAGUCACGAUGCGGAAAGGACCGCGCCCGAGGAGCACAACGAGUGCAAGCGUAACCUCGAACCUGCGCGCGGGCUUUAACUCGCUCUUGAAUCCUGAGGACCACAUGUCGGAAGACCGUUUCAAGGACGAGCGCUGA